This is a messenger RNA of Schistocerca gregaria, 1893 nucleotides long. RefSeq names its product homeobox protein Mohawk. Gene Ontology annotation, biological process: cell development; muscle organ development; regulation of transcription by RNA polymerase II. The record is from RefSeq and is a predicted model, not a curated record. The transcript is spliced from 6 exons. Gene Ontology annotation, cellular component: nucleus. Gene Ontology annotation, molecular function: DNA-binding transcription factor activity, RNA polymerase II-specific; RNA polymerase II cis-regulatory region sequence-specific DNA binding. Bases 321 to 1310 code for a protein of 329 amino acids. Lineage: Eukaryota; Metazoa; Arthropoda; Insecta; Orthoptera; Acrididae.
GGCGCAGGCGUGAGCCGAGUGCCGUCUGCACCUGCAGCCGCGCACCCGUCACCAGGACACAAGUCUCCGUCACCGUCACCAGCACCCUCUGCUCGGUACUCUGCUUGUGCUGGCCGACCCCCAGCCUCGAUCCCGCAGGUCGGAUUUUUGCACUCGCCCGGUGCGCCAGACCGCUGUUGACGAGCCCUAAAUCAUUUUAGCUGCGCACCUGAGGAAAAAACAGCGCCUUACAUACCACUACGACUACAAGAACUGCGGCGUGGGACUAAAGGUCAGGAGGUAUGAGGGAGGCGCAGUGAGGGUCGCCCCCGACGCCCGCCAUGGAAGCCGCGUCGCCACAUGUGGGCAGGCGCGUGCUGCGCUCCCGCAGGAACAGGAGGGCGUGCACUUCGGGCGCUGAGCAGCGGCUGGCGAAGCGGCUGUUCACGGCGGACAUCAAGCAGCAGCUGAAGCGUUGGCUUCUGCGCCGCCGGGACAACCCGUACCCCAGCCGUGAGGAGAAACGGGCGCUCGCCCUGCAAACGGGACUCACCUACACACAGAUCUGCAAUUGGUUUGCCAACUGGAGACGGAAGUUGAAGAAUGCAGGCUGUGGAACAGAACACCACUGCACAUGGACAUCGCUCAUCAAAAACUACAGCAGGAAGACACAAGGCAACAUCGAGAGAUUCAGCAUCGCCUCAGAUGACAGUAUCUGGGAUGAAUGCGACACUGUCGAUACUGAACAAGAUGGUGAAGUAGAGGUCUCAGAUGGAUUACCUGCACUAUCUUAUGUUGCUAACGCAACAGCAAUGGAUCACAGUUACUCAGCACUGCACCGUGACCACCAGCUCCCUGCAGCCGAAAUCCCAUAUGUCAUAGAUGCCUCCAGUGUACACCACCAGUCAUGCAACAUCACCUCGCCUGCUACCGAUUCUCACAUGUCUGAUCUCAGAACAUUACCACCAAGGAACAAGUACAAAAGUCACAUGAUGCACAAAUUCCUCAAUGACAGCAGGCGGAGUGAAAACAGUGAUCAACUUGUCCAAAUCAUUGACAUGGAAACAGGAUUGCCUCCAAAAGCGGACACGUGCCUCAGAGAUAAAUGGCUUGAAAGUGCUCAAAAAUUCCAACCUAGUAAUAGUUUUGUGACAUGGUCAGCCAGAAACAUAACAUGGAAAGCAGUGGCGAAUCAAGACUACAGGAAGGCUCGCAGGCUGAAUGUCCCAGCACUACAAGCAGAAGAGCCUGUGUUAUCAACAGCUGGACACCACCGAGAGGAGCUCGAUGCUGCUUUUGCACUUACCUGCCUCUCUCAAACACAGCAUUGACAUCUCUGAUCCUGCUUCAGCUGCAUAAUAAAUGAUCUCUUAACAGUUGUAGUCUGAUGUUCAGAUUGCCUACUGUGAUAUUUGCUACACUCUAAUAUAUACAUCUUUAUCUGGAGAGAAAAGAUUGAAUCACUCAUCAUACAUUUGGGCUUGCAUUGAUAACCAAUAAGUUCCAUACAUAAACAAAGAUUGUAUGCACAUUACAAGAUUUUUUUCUUGUUACUUGAAACUAUAAAGUAAAAAGCAAAAUACACAAACAGUUCCUGUUGUAGACAGACAUUUAUUUUUCUGUUGAGUCUUUUUUGCCACAAUUUGUUAAUAAUAAUUGUUACACAAAUUAGUUGUCAAUAUCUACUUCUAAUAUCACUUACAAAUAAGUUUUUUAGUCUACUAACACUUGACAGCAUUUCAUGUAAAAUAUGUAUUUUCUUUCUUACCAGAAAAAAGACUGAAGUUACUGAAUUAUAUAUUAUUUACUCAGUUCCUUGUUCUUGACAUUAUGAUAACAACACCAGGCAUACAAUAACAAAUAAUACUUUUGACAAAUGAUCAUUAAAGUGUGCUGUCUGACUUUCUGACUUAA